Messenger RNA from Helicoverpa armigera (cotton bollworm), 1744 nucleotides. Its product is annotated as phosphate carrier protein, mitochondrial. The record is from RefSeq and is a predicted model, not a curated record. Gene Ontology annotation, biological process: mitochondrial phosphate ion transmembrane transport. Gene Ontology annotation, molecular function: phosphate transmembrane transporter activity. Gene Ontology annotation, cellular component: mitochondrial inner membrane. Lineage: Eukaryota; Metazoa; Arthropoda; Insecta; Lepidoptera; Noctuidae. The transcript has 9 exons. The coding region runs from base 161 to 1243 and encodes 360 amino acids.
UAUAUGCAAGUGUUGCUAUCUUAAAAAUACCCACGUGAUUAUGUAACAUCCGUUAUGGCGCUGGCAUUGUCACUACUGUUUCCUUUAGCACUGUGCGUCAGGCGCGGUGCGGUGUGUUCACGGUGUGUUGAGUAGUUUCGAUCGGAUUUAAAACAUAAUAAUGUUCUCGUCCCUGGUAGAUAUGGCCCGGAAUUCGCCAUUCCGUGGCCCCCUGACGCCCGCCCAGUGUCAAGCUACUGAACUCACACCCGCCAUCGAAUCGCCCAGAAGCGGUAUGGCGGCCGCGGCUGUGGUCGAAGGUGACUCCUGCGAGUUCGCGUCCCCCAAAUACUUCGCCCUGUGCGGUCUUGGUGGUGUCCUGUCUUGCGGUAUCACCCACACAGCGGUAGUACCCCUGGAUCUGGUGAAGUGCCGCCUGCAGGUGGACCCCGACAAGUACAAGAAUGUAGUGAAUGGCUUCAAGGUGUCCGUCGCCGAGGAGGGCAUGAGGGGUCUCGCUAAGGGAUGGGCACCCACCUUCAUUGGUUACUCGCUACAGGGUCUCUGCAAGUUCGGUCUAUAUGAAGUCUUCAAAGUGACCUACUCCGGUCUUCUGGACGAGGAGACUGCCUACACCUACCGUACUGGUGUGUACCUCGCUGCGUCAGCUACUGCUGAGUUCUUCGCUGACAUCGCCCUGUCACCCCUUGAGGCUGCUAAGGUCCGCAUCCAAACCAUGCCUGGUUUCGCGAGCACACUCCGCGAGGCGUGGCCUAAGAUGGUACAGAACGAGGGCUACGGUACUCUGUACAAGGGCCUCGCGCCGCUGUGGGGUCGUCAGAUCCCCUAUACCAUGAUGAAGUUCGCCUGCUUCGAGAAGACCGUUGAAUUGCUGUAUAAGUUCGUAGUACCGAAGCCCCGUGAGCAGUGCUCGAAGGGCGAGCAGCUGGUGGUGACGUUCGCGGCCGGUUACAUCGCCGGUGUGUUCUGCGCCAUCGUCUCGCAUCCCGCCGACACCGUCGUGUCCAAGCUUAACCAGGACAAGACAGCGACAGUAGGCAGCAUUGUCGGCAAGCUCGGCUGGGCGGGAGUCUGGAAGGGUCUCGGCCCCAGGAUCAUCAUGAUCGGUACCCUCACCGCGCUGCAGUGGUUCAUCUAUGACGCCGUCAAGGUAUGGCUUCGCAUGCCCCGCCCACCACCAGCGGAGAUGCCCGAAUCUAUGCGCAAGAGGCUCGAAGCCGAAGAAGCGGCGAAAUCAAAGUGAACUUAGUACAUUAAUAGGUAGUUUAUUUGCGUCGCGCGUUAAAACCUGAUAGAAACGCUAUUGGAACCGGAUUUUAGAGAAAAUAUCUUCAAGAAAGUGGUACAUUAAGAACAAAAUAAGUAGCGGAGAUGUCAUAACGGAAAAUCUCUUAGGAAAUGCGGGUUUUUGGGGGACGAGGAACGUUACUGUCCCUUGAAGCUUACAUUUUUUGUAAAACCAAAAAUCGUUGACAGAUGAGUUGAAAAUUUUGACCUACAAGAAGGCUUGACCUACCAGCCUUAUGACAUCUCUGCCUUUCGUCCGAGUUUCAAUAGCUUUCUCUACAACUAUGUAUAAUUUUCAAAUGAUAUUGACUUGAUAUUAAAUACCGCGCGAUGCUUUGUUCCAAGUACCGCCACACAGUAUAAUGUAGUACAUUGUGAUUUACCAUGUUACAGUAUAUUAUAUAAGUAAAUGAUCAUGUUAAAUUAUUUUUUUGGAAAUAAAAAAAUAUUAUUUUUA